Molecule: messenger RNA, 1017 nt
Organism: Penicillium cinerascens
Lineage: Eukaryota; Fungi; Ascomycota; Eurotiomycetes; Eurotiales; Aspergillaceae
Product: isopenicillin N synthase family dioxygenase
Exons: 2
Coding region: 1-1017 (338 amino acids)
Molecular function (GO): dioxygenase activity
Source: RefSeq, a predicted model, not a curated record
AUGAUCGCACCAGUCGGUACUCUCAGCAUUCCCAUCAUUGACCUGGAGCCAGCUAGGACUGGGACACCCGAGGAAGCUGCCCAGGUCGCGAAAGAUGUUUACGAGGCUUUCAAAUACGUUGGCUUCGCCUACAUUAAAAACCAUGGGGUUCCACAGGAGCUCAUAGAUGAAGCUUUUAGCUGGAGUCAGAAAUUUUUCGCCCUCCCUCAAAGCGACAAAGACAAAGCUCCACAUCCCCCAGUCGGUUGGUACCACCGAGGCUAUUCAGGAAUCGGCCGGGAGAAAGUCGUGCAGAUGGUCUUCGACAAGGAAGGCAUUGAAGAGAAACGGAAAGUGCCAGAUGUCAAGGAGUCAUUCGAGCUUGGCAAUGAGAACGACGAGCGCAUGCCAAACAUCUGGGUCCCGGAUGAAGUCCUCCCCGGAUUCCGCGAAUUCUUCAACAAAUUUUUCGAAACCUGCUACAGCAUCGAGCAACUGAUGUUGAAAACAAUUGCGGUCGGAAUGGGGCUUAACGAGGAUUUCUUCCUUGAUUAUCACCGGGACAAAACUAACCAAUGCCGACUACUUCACUAUCCGCCCGUUGAAGAAGAAUUAUUAAGAGGAGGAAAGGCGGAGAGAAUCGCUGCACACUCUGACUUUGGAACAAUGACCGUUUUGUUCCAGGAUGAAGUCGGUGGUCUGGAGGUUGAGGACAUCCAUGAAAAGGGGAAGUUCAACCCAGCGCCAUAUAUCCCCGGAACGGCGGUCGUCAAUAUCGGUGAUCUUCUUAUGCGCUGGAGUAACGACGAGCUCAAGUCAACUCUUCAUCGCGUUCGUGCUCCGCCUCUGGUCGAAGCCAGCGGUGACAGCAAAGGUCGGAUGACCCGCCCUCGAUACUCAAUUCCAUAUUUCAUUAGCCCCGACAGAGAGAGGGUCAUUGAUUGUCUGCCCGGGUGUUAUGGACCAAAUCGUCCGAAGAAGUAUGAGCCGAUUACCAGCAAGGACUACAUUUCCAUGCGCAUGAAUGCUACUUACUGA